Messenger RNA from Vombatus ursinus (common wombat), 3550 nucleotides. It is a transcript of the gene NFKB2, whose product is annotated as nuclear factor kappa B subunit 2. The transcript is spliced from 23 exons. Gene Ontology annotation, cellular component: cytoplasm. Lineage: Eukaryota; Metazoa; Chordata; Mammalia; Diprotodontia; Vombatidae. The record is from RefSeq and is a predicted model, not a curated record. The coding region runs from base 579 to 3368 and encodes 929 amino acids. Gene Ontology annotation, biological process: inflammatory response; canonical NF-kappaB signal transduction; non-canonical NF-kappaB signal transduction. Gene Ontology annotation, molecular function: protein binding; RNA polymerase II cis-regulatory region sequence-specific DNA binding; DNA-binding transcription factor activity, RNA polymerase II-specific.
GCUUUCCCGCUUGGGGCUGCAGGUGGCCGAGUAGCACAGGGGUCUGAAGACUAGCGGAGGCAGAACUAACCGGUAGCGGAGUCGGAGCUGGAGCUGCAGCCGCACGAUCAGCCCUUCAGACUUGGGAGCAGGGGAAGAAGUGUUCCUCAGAUAGGGGGCAAGAGAUCCAGACUCUACAAUUCCCCAUGGAGCAAGGUUCUGGUCUGGGAGUGGGGAAGAAAAAGGAGAGAAGGAAGGGCCCCCUCGAACUCCUAACUGGGCCCUCCCUCUCUGGGCUGGGCAAAUCACGUCAUUUCCAGGCCCACCCCCUCCCUUCGCCCCUCCUCUCUCUGGUAUUUUCGGGACUUUCCUGAGCUGUUCUAACUUUCCUGCCCUCCCAACCCCCGCCUGCCCGCAGCUCUCUGGCUCUCACCCAUUCCAGCCUGGCAGGAGGAGGGACCCUCUGCCCCCCACCCUCAGGCUCCUGGCUACUCCCUAUAGACCUGGCCUGAGGGGUGCCCCUCCACACCCACCAGCACAGGUAGGAGCCUUGGCGGUAACAGCGGCAGCAGAAGCUGGACAGAGCCCAGCUCUAAACCAUGGACGAUUGCUAUGGCCCAGGUCUGGAUGGCAUUGAUUAUGAUGAUUUCCAAUUCAACUCCCCAGUAGUGGAUCGAAGAGAACCCCCAGAGGAGACAGGCAGUAGAAAUAUAGGACCUUCUGCCAGAAUUGGGGUGGGUCUGAAAGGAGAUCUUCAGACCCCUGGCUCAGACAUUCCCACUCCAUCCCCAGGUGAGGGCCCCUAUCUGGUCAUCGUGGAGCAGCCCAAACAGCGUGGCUUUCGCUUUCGCUAUGGCUGUGAGGGCCCCUCCCAUGGGGGGCUGCCUGGAGCCUCCAGUGAAAAGGGUCGUAAGACAUAUCCUACAGUUAAGAUCUGUAACUACGUGGGACCAGCCAAGAUUGAAGUGGACUUGGUCACACACAGUGAUCCACCUCGUGCCCAUGCCCACAGCCUGGUUGGGAAACAGUGCACGGAGUUGGGUGUUUGCGUGGUGUCUGUGGGACCCAAGGACAUGACAGCUCAGUUUAACAACCUGGGAGUCCUGCAUGUGACGAAAAAGAACAUGAUGGAGAUCAUGAUGCAGAAGCUUCAGAGGCAGCGACUCCGCUCUAGGCCCCAGGGCCUCACAGAGGCCGAACGUCGGGAGCUCGAGCAAGAAGCCAAAGAACUGAAAAAAGUGAUGGACCUGAGCAUUGUCCGGCUUCGUUUCUCUGCCUUCCUCAGGGACAGCGAUGGCUCCUUCUCCCUCCCCCUCUCACCUGUCAUCUCCCAGCCCAUCCAUGAUAGCAAAUCCCCUGGGGCCUCAAACCUGAAGAUCUCACGAAUGGACAAGACAGCAGGAUCUGUUCGGGGUGGGGAUGAAGUUUAUCUUCUCUGUGACAAGGUGCAGAAAGAUGACAUCGAAGUCCGGUUCUAUGAGGAUGAUGAGAAUGGCUGGCAGGCCUUUGGAGAUUUCUCUCCCACAGAUGUUCACAAACAGUAUGCUAUUGUGUUCCGGACACCGCCUUAUCAUAAGAUGAAGAUUGAGCGUCCAGUGACCGUCUUUUUGCAGCUAAAGAGGAAACGAGGAGGGGAUGUUUCUGACUCCAAACAAUUUACCUACUACCCCAUGGUGGAAGACAAGGAGGAGGUUCAGCGAAAGCGGAGGAAGGCCCUACCUGCCUUUUCCCAGCAUUUUGGAGAUGGCUCCCACAUGGGUGGGGCUGGAGGGGGUUCAGCUGGAGGCUAUGGAAAUGGAGGAGGAGGUGGGGGUCUCAGCUUCUUUUCCACCUCCUCCCUGAACUACAGCCUGUACUCUCCUGGGGCUGCCCCAGUGGGCAGUUAUUCUGGUGGGGCAGGAGUCCAGAUGUCUGGAGAGAGUGAGGGCACAACCAAUGGUGAGGGGGAAAAGCAGACACACCCGGAUUCCCCUGGUCGUCCCCCACCCCACGGACCCCAGGCCUUAAAGAUGCUACGGGAAGCCCGGCAAUACAACCUACGCAUGUUUGGGCUUGCCCAGCGCAGUGCCCGGGCCUUGCUGGACUACGGGGUUACAGCUGAUGCCCGAACCCUUCUGGCUGGGCAGUGUCACCUGCUGAGGGCCCAGGAUGAGAAUGGAGACACGCCUCUACACUUGGCCAUUAUUCACGGACAGACAAGUGUCAUCGAGCAGAUGGCUCAUGUCAUCUUCCAAGUCCCCCACCUUGGCAUCGUCAACCUCACCAACCACUUGAACCAGACACCUCUUCACCUGGCUGUGAUCACAGGGCAGAGCCAAGUGGUCAGCUUCUUAUUGGACAUGGGUGCUGACCCGACCCUGCUGGACCGGCAUGGAGAUUCUGCCCUCCACCUGGCGCUACGGGCAGCCAAUCCUGGUCUCCUGCAGGCCCUCCUUUGCCAUGUAGGGCCCGCCCUUCCCCAGUUGCUACUCAUGCCUGAUUAUGAGGGUCUAUACCCAGUGCACCUGGCAGUGCGUGCCCAUAGCCCAGAGUGCUUGGACCUGCUAGUAGGCAGCGGGGCCGACGUGGAGCUAGCGGAACGGCAAGGUGGGCGCACUGCCUUACACCUGGCAACAGAGUCAGAGGAGCUGGGGCUGGUUAGCCACCUCAUCACCAAGCUUGGUGCCAAUGUGAAUGCCCAGACUUUUGCUGGAAACACACCCUUGCACCUGGCAGCUGGCCUGGGCUCCCCCACCCUCACCCGCCUGCUACUCAAAGCUGGAGCCGAUGUACAGGCUGAGAAUGAAGAGCCCCUCUGCCCACUGCCUUCACCCCCAAACUCAGGCAGCGACUCAGAGUCAGAUGGGGCUGAGGAAGGAAAUGGAAGGAAAUAUCGUGGUCACACACCCCUAGACCUGACCCGCAGUGCUAAGGUUAGGACCCUGCUGCUGAAGGCUGCUCAGGAGACCACAGAGCCACCUCUGACUCCCCCAAGCCCUACAGGCCCUGGACUGUCCCUGGGGACCGCAACCUUGCAGGGCCUGGAGCGGCUGUUGGACGGACCAGGUGGCGGGGGAGAUUGGGCUGAACUAGCAGAGAGGCUGGGGCUGCGCAGCCUGGUGGACACGUAUCGCAGUACGGCCUCCCCUAGCGGCAGCCUGAUUCGGAGCUACCAGCUGGCUGGAGGAGACUUGGCAGGCUUGUUAGAUGCUCUGGCCGCCAUGGGACUGGAUGAGGGUGUGCGGCUACUGCAGGGAACAGAGCCCAGAGACAAGCUUCCGAGCACAGAGGUGAAGGAGGACAGUGCCUAUGGCAGCCAGUCAGUGGAGGAGGAACAGGAGAAGAUGAGCAUGGUACCUAUGACUCCUGGGGAGCUCACCCACAGGCACCCCGAGGAGCAGGUGCACUGAUGCCAACCACGCCCACAGCAUGGGCGACGCUUUGUCCGGCCCUGUGCCUGCCCCUGGAGGCGCCCGCUGUACAGAUACCCCCACCUGUGCCCGCGCCCUUAUUUAAUGCCCUGAUUGGUCCUUUGGUUCUGAUGAAUAAAGGUAUGUGGGGGCUGGGGACCCAACCACCCCACCCUAGGACA